Pogonomyrmex barbatus (red harvester ant) is the source of this 3261-nucleotide messenger RNA. It is a transcript of the gene Rchy1, whose product is annotated as Ring finger and CHY zinc finger domain containing 1. The record is from RefSeq and is a predicted model, not a curated record. Lineage: Eukaryota; Metazoa; Arthropoda; Insecta; Hymenoptera; Formicidae. Gene Ontology annotation, biological process: ubiquitin-dependent protein catabolic process; protein ubiquitination. Gene Ontology annotation, cellular component: nucleus. Gene Ontology annotation, molecular function: ubiquitin protein ligase activity; zinc ion binding.
AAUGUUGCAACGACCGACCGACUGCAAACUCUGCAGCGUUCAUGUCCGUGACGAUCGUGAAAUCGCGGAUCUCUUCUAUUUGUGACGGAGUCGUCGUGAAUCGAUUCCGCUUUCCCGGAAUUUCACCGACCGCGCGUACUUUUCGCACAGUACCUGGCUGGCCGUGAACUGCCCUCGUGUUCGAUCGCGAUCAGUUCGAAGCGUCGUCCCGAGCGUUUUUGUCGCGCGCAGAGAGUACUAGUCGCGUGUCGUCCGAGGACACGACGGUGAUCUUGUUCAGCGGGGACAAGGACAACAACAACGAGGACGACGACGACGACGCGCCGUUCGAAGGGCGCGAGAUGCAACGGCGUUAAGGAAAAUCGUGUUUUGGGUCGAUGAGGCCGACGGGUAAGAGCAUCGGAAUCAGAUACGUCGGUAUGCAGAACGGCGACAGCGAGGAGACAUGCGCCUCCGCGGGUCGCGACGACGAGAUGCCGAGUAACGGCGGCGCCGAGGAGGCCGCCGGGGAUCGCGACGGCGAGGUGUCCGCUCACGACGGUGCCGAUGAGCGCGCCGCGGAUUGCGAAGACGGCGAUCCGAGUCGUAGCACCGACGCGGAGCACGAGGACGAUGCCGAGGAGGCUGUCGCGGCCGAGGCUGGCGCAGACCAGGAGAACAGGGACUGUAAGGAAGCACGGAAAUCCGUGAAGAAAGGAGACUGUGUCUGGACUAUGUAUCUACCGUCCACCUCGGGAAAGGAGACACUUGCCAUCUCGAAGAAUAAUUAUGGCUGCGAGCACUACAAACGAAAGUCUAAGUUUGUGACUCCAUGCUGUAACAAAGUGUACACCUGUCGGUUUUGUCAUGAUGAGCAGGAGACGCACACAGUGAAUAGGAAAGAAGUCACAGAAUUGAUAUGUGUCCUCUGCGAUACUCGUCAACCUGUUCAAGCUACUUGUCAGAAUUGCCAUUGCCAAUUUGGCAAAUAUACAUGCCUGGAAUGCAACCUCUUUGAUGAUGAAGAUAAAAAUCAAUACCAUUGCGAUGGAUGUGGAAUUUGUAGAGUCGGUGGUCGUGACAAAUUCUUUCACUGCGCCAAGUGCAAUAUGUGCUUGCCAAUUCAAUUACAAAAUGGGCAUACGUGCAUAGAGAAUGUCUCACAUUCCAAUUGUCCCGUGUGUCUGGAAGACAUUCACACGAGUCGCAUACCAUGUCACAUUCCCGAUUGCGGACACUUGCUUCACCGUAUGUGUUUCGAGGAACUGUUGAACUCGGGACAUUACGCUUGCCCGUCCUGCCAGGUAUCGCUCUUGGACAUGACGGACUUGUGGAAGUAUCUGGAUGCGGAAGUGUCGUUGACGCCAAUGCCGGAGGAGUAUAACGACUGUAAAACCGAUAUCUUAUGUAAAGACUGCCAUGAGGAAUCUACGGUAAAGUUUCACAUCGUCGGAUUGAAGUGCUUAAACUGUGGUAGCUAUAAUACCUGCAGGAUAAAAGGCUCUCCUUGCUCGGAUCCCGAUGCUCUGAACGAAGCAGCUGGUAUUACAGAAGAGAAAGAGGGAUCGUAAAGCCAAAGUUUGGACUGUUCGAUAUUGUUUAUCGAGCGGAAAGAAUAUACCAUAGUAGAUAAUAGGAGAGUAUUUGUAUUUUAGAAUUUUAUCUUUAUUUCAUUUUUUUGUAGCAAAUUGCACUUUUGUUGUCUUUAGUACUUUUCAAUUGUUCGAAAUACAUAAACAUGAAGUAUCUGUUAAAUAACUAUUGCUGUUAUUAAAACGAAUAUGUUGUUUUCAAUGGUUAAUCUAUGGACACAGAUUGAGUAGAUCGUUAACAUGUAGCGUAUUAGCAAAAAUAUUUCUAUAAAUCUAUAUUUAUUAAUUUAUAAUGGAAGCAAUAGUUGAAGUUAAAUCAAUGUGAAAAUAUUUUAUAGAUCCGCGUAUUUUCUUUACGCAUAUCAUAUUUAUGAAGAUAUCGUUUUUCGAUGUUUUUACUUUGUGCAGGAUAUUCCAGGCUUAUCGCGCAAUCUCUAAAAAUAUAUUUAGAUUAUAUUUAAAUAGAGUUUUUCUCAAGAAAAAUACAUUGAUAUAUUUUACUUUGUUCUUUUAUUUUUAUACUAUCAAUUUUCAACGAUAAGUGUAAUAAUUAAAGCGUUCACGUUUCCUUUUGCAGCUUAAAAAUUGUAGUUACAACAAUUUUAAUAAAAAAGAUUGAAAUUCCAAAAAUCAUAAGAAAAUCUAUAUAGAUCUAUAUAGAUAAAAAUUCUGCGCGAUAAAUCUUUGAAUAUUUUGUAUUUCUGUGAAUUUCCCUACAGAGCUAGAUUUAUUUUUAAACUGGCAAUUGCAUUAAUCGCUGAUUACUAAUUAUGCCUAAGAAAAUAAUUAGCAAUGGUAAAAUGGUACGUGCGUGUGCGUAUGUGUGUGUUUUAGAAAAGAUGAAAAUAAUACGAGAUGUCUCAUGUCAAAAUUUUUCAUAUACUAGGCAAUGUAGUACGGUGUCACCCUGUUUUGAGUAAAAUUCUAUCUAUGCUGCACAUAUAUGCUUUUAUAAUCACGUAAAUGCCGAAAAAAUUAUAUUAUUGGCAAUGAAAAAUAUAUGCGUAGCAUCUAUAUUGACAUACAUGCAUAAACUGGUGGCCUAAUGAAUCGUAUAUUAAAUUACAUUCCACAUGAAUCAACCAACAGCGAAACAAAGGUUGAAUCUGCUAAAUUUUCGUAAAUCCCUUAUCAGCUUCCAGCUUUAUUCAUGAAUACAUUCUUUUGUUUAAAAAAAGAUCUCAUUUAGUCAUAAUCUAGUCGCGGAAGAUCGAGCGCGUAUUACCGCUCACUCACGAAUUUUUCUCGUAAAUACGAAUGUUUUAUACGAAACGCAGAUGAAUUUACACGGGUGGCACACAGUAAUACAAUAAUGAAAUAUAUCAAUAUAGUGAAUAAUUAGGGGAAAAUACUUUUCGUUGAAUAAUGCUAAGAUGUUACCUAUGUACCAGUGCAUUUUAAUGAGCAUAUAUUGAAUUCGCAUUUCUCCCGAAGGAGAAUGCAUUCUCUUCUAUGUAAAAGCUAAUAUAUUCACCUAUUGAUACACAAGUCUACAUAAUAUUUUAGUGUAAUUGUACACACAAGAUAUAUCUAGAUGAAAUAUUCGGAUAGCCACGGCAUUAAUCACGAAUUGCUAUCUUAUCACGAUAAAGAAUAAUUUCUAAUUACCGUGAAUAGUCUUUAUGUAUAUUUACUUUACGAUAAACGGUCUAACAUUUAAUAAACAUAGUACCUUUAUUUAAAGUGCAAA